This is a messenger RNA of Ipomoea nil (Japanese morning glory), 1464 nucleotides long. Its product is annotated as zinc finger protein ZAT4-like. NCBI's taxonomy places the organism in Eukaryota, Viridiplantae, Streptophyta, Magnoliopsida, Solanales, Convolvulaceae. Bases 1 to 1464 code for a protein of 487 amino acids. The transcript has a single exon. The record is from RefSeq and is a predicted model, not a curated record.
AUGGCUGCAUGCAUUGAACAAGAACAGCAACAGCAUGCUGUUACGACGACGUUUAAGCAUUAUUGUAGGGUUUGCAAGAAGGGAUUUAUGUGCGGGAGAGCUCUAGGAGGGCACAUGAGAGCUCACGGGAUCGGAUAUGAGAAUGCGAGCAUGGAGGACGACGACGAUGAUCCGGUGAGCGAUUGGGAAGAUAAGGUGGGGGCGAAUAAGAGGAUGUAUAAAUUGAGGACGAACCCUAAUAGGUUGAAGAGUGUUAGGGUUUGUGAGAAUUGCGGGCAGGAGUUUUUUUCAUGGAAGUCGUUUCUGGAGCACGGGAAAUGCGGGUCGGGUGACGAGGAAGCGGAGGAGGAGGAGGAGUCGCUGGUGUCGUCGCCGGGAUCGGACGCCGACGAGAGCUUUGGGCGGAGGGGGCACGGGUGGUCCAAGAGGAAAAGGUCGUUGAGGGCGGGUAAAGGUGGCGGGUAUUUUUCCAGCGAGGAUGAAGACCUGCUUUUUGCCAAAUGUUUGGUGGAUUUGGCGAACUCCAGGGUGUACUCGCCGCCGCCGCCGGCGGCGGCGGCGGAGGCGGAGGAGUCGUCGUCCGCUAGUAAGGAGGAGGAGCGGCGGCACCCGGUUGGGACCGGGGAAUUCCUCGCGCCGCGAGUUGGGCUGCAGCCGCAAAUUAGGCCCAAUAAAUCGGCGGCUUCUUCGUCGUCGUCUAAGGGGCUGUUUGAAUGCAAAGCUUGCAAGAAAGUUUUCACGUCGCACCAAGCCUUAGGCGGACACAGAGCCAGCCACAAGAAAGUUAAAGGAUGCUACGCAGCCAAACAGGACGUACAAUACACCGACAGCCUCGCCGAGGAUGACGUCAUCACCCACGAGGAAUUCCUCCUCCCCAACUCCGGCGCCUACGCCGCCGCCGCAAGCGGCGGCGGCGGCGGCGGAUCUUCAAGAAGAAAAACCAAAGUCCACGAAUGCUCCAUCUGCCACCGCGUCUUCUCCACCGGCCAAGCCCUCGGCGGCCACAAACGCUGCCACUGGAUCACCUCCAACGCCUACUCCCCCGACACCUCCAUCGCCAAAUUCCACUUCCACGACCCCUCCCCCAUCGACACCAAAAAAUCCGAAGCCGCCGCCGCCCUCGACCUCAACCUCAACCUCCCCGCCCACGGCGGCGACCGCGACGAAAUCUCCCGACUCAGAAACCCCUCCCUCAAUCACCGCCUCAGCUUCGAAGUCUCCACGGAGAUUCACCUCCACCGGCCCUGGUUCAUGGACACCGACACAGACAAAAACGACAACCUUAACAACAAAAAACGCAAGAACAACAACAACAACGAUGCCGCCAUUGGAGACGACGAUGAAGCUGACAGUAAAUUGAAGUUCGCGAGGAUAAGUGGGCUAAAGGAGAGCAGUAGCAGUAAGGGCGGCAACUCUUCUUCGCAAUGGCUUCAAGUGGGAAUUGGCUCUGCAGCGGCGGAUUGA